AAAACCCGCUCCCCUUUCACUCCCUCCCCCAUCACCGUCUCUGUCUUCCUUCUUUGGAUUCCUUCGGCUUCCUCUCAGGCCACUGUUUCCGUAAGAAAGGAUGUCGACACUCUCGAUUCCCGUUUCCGUUCCGUCCCCCUACGACGACAGCGAGCAGCUCCGCAAGGCCUUCGAAGGAUGGGGCACGAACGAGGGGCUGAUCAUCGCCAUCCUGGCCCACCGCUCCGCAGCCCAGCGACGCCAGAUCCGCGACGCCUACGCCCAGGCCUACGGCGAGGAUAUCCUCAAGGCCCUCGAAAAGGAGCUCACCCGGCACUUCGAGGUCUUCUCUGUUUCUUGUUUCUUCUCUCAAAGAUCUCUCUCCUUUUGUUCCUUCUCUUCUUUGAUAUGUUUCUUGAUCUGGAAACAGAAAGCCGUGCUGCUGUGGAUGCUGGACCCCCCGGAGAGGGACGCUGUGCUGGCCAACGAGGCCUUGAAGAAGUGGUCCUCCGGGAACCGCGCAUUGAUUGAGAUCUCCGUGACGAGGACUUCUGACGAGAUGUUCGCGGUCCGGAGAGCGUACCAUGCUCGCUUUAAGAGAUCGCUUGAGGAGGACGUCGCGGUCCACACCAGUGGGGAUUUCCGGAAGCUUCUUGUGCCACUUGUAAGCUCGUACCGCUAUGAGGGGCUUGAAGUGAAUGCAUCACUGGCGAAGUCAGAGGCUAAGAUGCUGCAUGAAAAGAUAAAUGACAAAGAUUAUGGCAAUGAAGAAAUCAUUAGAAUUCUAACUACAAGGAGCAAGGCACAACUGCUUGCAACGUUCAAUGAUUACAACAAUGAAUUUGGUCAUCCAAUUAACAAGGACUUGAAGGCUGAUCCUAAGGAUGACUUCCUCUUUGCACUGAGGAGCAUCAUACGUUGCAUCAUUUGCCCUGAAAAAUAUUUUGAGAAGGUCAUCCGACUUGCAAUCAACAAAAUGGGGACAGACGAGUAUGCUCUUACUCGAGUCAUAACCACUCGUGCUGAGGUGAAUAUGAAACAGAUAAAGGAGAUCUACUACAAGAGAAACAGCGUGCCUCUGGAACGCGCCAUUAAAAAGGACACCACUGGAGACUAUGAGGACUUCCUGCUUGCAUUGAUAGGAGAGGAUGCCUAAGCUCUUUCGAGGCUCGGUACCUAGCAUCUUGGUAACCCAGUAUAUUCCAUUAUGUUCCUUUUGUGUGAGGGAAUAGUGUCUUGGUUUGCCUUUGAGUGAGUGUUGCCAUGUUUUGGGUCUUAUGACAUGCCAAGGUACAAAUAAAGUGCCCAUGUGCCUAGCAUUAAAGUUGAAGUGUGUGCAUGUACUUAUUUUCAGUUUUCUGUUGGCGUUGUUAGAUGUGGGUUUGAUCCACCAAGAUGCUGAAUAUCUGAAUCUAUCUUGUGUUUGACCAAUAAAUGCUUGUUUUAAUUAGUU
This is a messenger RNA of Elaeis guineensis (African oil palm), 1432 nucleotides long. NCBI's taxonomy places the organism in Eukaryota, Viridiplantae, Streptophyta, Magnoliopsida, Arecales, Arecaceae. The record is from RefSeq and is a predicted model, not a curated record.